Scheffersomyces amazonensis is the source of this 1962-nucleotide messenger RNA. RefSeq names its product cAMP-dependent protein kinase regulatory subunit (gene BCY1). The transcript has a single exon. Gene Ontology annotation, biological process: negative regulation of cAMP-dependent protein kinase activity. Gene Ontology annotation, molecular function: cAMP binding; cAMP-dependent protein kinase inhibitor activity; protein kinase A catalytic subunit binding. Bases 490 to 1824 code for a protein of 444 amino acids. The record is from RefSeq and is a predicted model, not a curated record. NCBI's taxonomy places the organism in Eukaryota, Fungi, Ascomycota, Pichiomycetes, Serinales, Debaryomycetaceae. Gene Ontology annotation, cellular component: nucleus; cAMP-dependent protein kinase complex.
GGCUGCCAUUUUAUGAUUUAUAUGUCGCUGAAAAAUCGUGGGUGGAGUUCCUGCAUGAAGCGCGUAGAAAUUCUUCGAACAAAAAGAAUUAAAUGUAACUGACGUGGCAUUUUUGGAGGCGGCGGUGUGUCUUUAGUCACGAGAAUUUGGAAAAAGGCAAAACUGUAAAAAAAUGUAAAUUGUAAAAAUUUCCAUGUCGUGCUCACUUGCGAUGUCACCUACCUAUCCUCACCCCCCCGCGACAUUUGGUCAACGACAAUCGUUUCUCCCCUUUUUGAAAUUGAAUCUCGACCGAUGAUAAGUACCUAACCGUUGUGUAAGUCAAUUGUCACAUCUUAUCGGUACUUAAUAGGGAUUCAAUCGAUUUAUUUAUUUGAAGUUAAUUGUGUUAUCAUUUAUCAUAUAUCGUUUCUGUUUUUACCAUUGAUUUGAUUUGAUUUAUCCUUGUAACUAUCUCAUCGCUCAUACAUAUAUUAUAAAGUAGUAACUAUGCCACAACCUUUUAUAACAGAAGAAUUAAAUAAACUUCAAAAGGAGAUUGUGGCUAAGAAUCCUAAUGAUAUAUUACAAUUCUGUGCUAAUUAUUUUAACUCAAAAUUACUGAGUCAAAGAUCACAAUUAUGGUUACAACAAGCAAAGGCUAAAGAUGCUGGACUUGAUUUAUUUCCUGAAGUAGGAAAUGGUGAUAUAAGGCAACCAAGCUUUAAAUCUCCAUUCGGUGUUAAUGAUCCUCAUCUGAUUCACAGUGAUGAUCCUCAUGGAGCUAUUGCUGAAGAAGAUGAAGAACCUCAAGUUAAAUCUGGAACUGGCCUAUUUAAAAAUGAUUUUGAUGUUAAAACUCCUUCAACUUCUACAAAAGUUGCAGAUUUAGAUCCAAAUGAUCCUUCUGCAACUUCAUCAACUACUCAACCAUCUUCAUUUACAAGAUUCCCUCCACCAACUAAUAAAAUCCCCAUAGCUUUUAAUGCCAAUAGAAGAGUAUCAGUAUCUGCUGAAGCUUUAAAUCCUGAUAAAUUCAAAUCUGAUUCUUGGAAACCCCCUAGUAAUAAUUUAAGUUCUAUUCAAAAGGCUACAUUAUCUAAAAACCUAGCAUCAAAUUUCCUUUUCAAGCAAUUAGAUGAUGGAUCUAAAAAUAUAGUCAUUGCUGCUUUAACUAGUAAAUCAUUUUCUAAAGAUACUGAAAUCAUCAGACAGGGAGAUGAAGGAGAUUUCUUCUACAUUAUUGAAUCAGGCACAGUUGAUUUUUAUGUCGAUGGAUCUAAAGUAAAUACUAGUCAUGAAGGUUCUUCAUUUGGUGAAUUAGCUUUAAUGUAUAAUUCUCCAAGAGCUGCCACAGCAAUUGCUGCAACAGAUGUUACAUGUUGGGCUUUAGAUCGUUUAACUUUCCGUCGUAUUUUAUUAGAAGGAACUUUUAACAGAAGAUUGAUGUAUGAAGAUUUCUUAAAGGAUGUAGAAGUACUUAAAUCAUUAUCUCAUCAAGAAAGAUCAAAAUUAGCUGAUGCUUUAAGUACUCAAAUAUAUCAUAAAGGUGAUAAAAUAGUAAUUGAAGGAGAACAAGGUGAAAACUUUUACCUUAUUGAAAGUGGUAGUUGUCAAGUUUAUAAUGAAAAGAGUGGAAAUAUUAAGAAAUUAUCCAAAGGUGAUUAUUUUGGAGAAGUUGCUUUAUUAAAUGAUUUACCAAGACAAGCAACUGUUGAAGCUUUAGAUACAGUUGUUGUAGCUACAUUAGGUAAGUCUGGAUUCCAAAGAUUAUUAGGACCUGCAGUUGAUAUAUUAAAGAAACAAGAUCCAACUAAAGGUGGUUCUAUUGUUACUGUUAAUUAGGUUAGUAUAGGUCACGUGCACGUGCCUCUUCAUUCCAUUAUCAAAUUUGAUGUUUUUAAGCUUAUUAUGGUUCCUUUGAUAAACCCAAGAGAUUUUUAUAGUAUUAACUUUUAAUUGAAUUUUAUUUUAGAUCAGUAU